This is a messenger RNA of Megachile rotundata (alfalfa leafcutting bee), 1976 nucleotides long. RefSeq lists its product as uncharacterized. The record is from RefSeq and is a predicted model, not a curated record. NCBI's taxonomy places the organism in Eukaryota, Metazoa, Arthropoda, Insecta, Hymenoptera, Megachilidae.
CAUAUUAGUUGGGACGUAUGGUUGGUGAAAUCGAGUGUUAUUGUCACUUGGUCUAGUUAACUUCAUAGUUUGUGUGCAUACACAAUCUGAGUAACGCUUGCGCGUAUUUACAAAAGCUAGAAAUAAAUUACAUGAACUGUUUAUCGUACAAUAUUCAUUAACAGCUAUACGUUUGACGGAUUGGUCCAUUGCGAUACUAUCUCGUUUGUUCGCAUUUGCACGCGUAUACGUUGUUUUACACAAACGUGUGCAUUUCGUGAUCAAGCUACAAGUGGACGAUAGAGGUUAGCGUCUGGCAAACAGCUAAAGAAUUUGUAUCGUGUGACCAAGUGUUUUGAAGCACACUUUUUUUAUACUUGUGCCAAAAACAUAUAUUACACAAUACGAAUAUUUUUGUGAAAUUACAAGGAAGUAUUGUUGGUCACAAGGCGUACUCGGAGACUGAAGCACGUUCCCUAAAGCUCUGGGAGGUUCCAAAUGACAAAUGCAAUGGGAGGAGCAAAUCUGCAUACACCCUCAUCGAUAUUCCAACAUAUGAUGGGUCAACAAAGUACUUCACAACCUGGGCCAUGGUUACAAUUGCCACAAGUGCCACCAAUGACGAUACCAUGGAGUGUGCCAUCUCUGCAGCAGCCUGAAUUAGUCAGAUUCACCGGUGGACCAAGUUUUGAACCUGUUGCCCAUCAAAAGAGAAAACUUGAAACACCUGAUCUGUUGGAUACAAGGCAAACAAAACAGUUUAUAACGGAAGAAAAAAUGGCUGCACAUUUCAAAGAUUUGCAUAUUAGUUCCAAUUAUCAGCCACAGUCUCCAGUUCCAUCAACUUCAACAGCUACUACACAUCCAACAGUGCACUCUAGGGAACUAAAUAUGGAAUUAGAAAUAGAUGCAACUAAUGUAGUUGAUACAGAUCAAGCAAAAUCUGAACAUCCUAGGUUGGUUUUAUCAGAAGAACUAAAAAGACUCCAACAGGAACCCAUUCUUCCAUCUUCUUUGUUAUCUAAGUUCGAAAGGCCCUCCAUGGCUUUAGUUCUUUGGGAACCACCAAACAAACAUUUACGUAUUUUGCCAACAAGGGAUACGCCGACUCCUAUACCUAGCGCAUCCGACGACAACAACAACAACAACACUAAUAAUAAUAAUAAUAAUAAUAAUAAUAAUAAUAAUAAUACCAAUAACAAUAAUAAUAAUAAUGAAACAGUUUAUGAUCUGAAUCAAACAUUAUCGAGUAAUUCCUUAAUUUUUGAGCCGAUGGAAUUAUGAAGGUAAUUCAUUAGGGUAUUUCAAUUAACAUUUUCGUAUACUGUUAGAAGAAGAAGGAUAUGUCAUACCUUAUAUUUUUUAUUCGAUACUAUUGCGCUUGUGGAACGUUGUGAAAUAAUAGGUAUGAAACCUUUCUAUUGAGUGAAUCAAUUAGUGAAUCAAUUAGUCGCUAAGAUUUUGUUAUUGACAUGUCUUAAGUUAAAGAUAUUUAUUAAAAUAGAAACAAAAAACAGGAAUACACAAAAGAAUAAAAGGUCAUAAUAUACGGAGAUAAACAAGUUCCUUUUGUAUAUUAAAUACGAUUUGUGUGAGUAUAUUAAUUACAAGAGAAAAAUAAAUAUAUAUUCAUUAAUGAAUGCGUUCUCGGGUUUAAUGUGAAACUCAGUAUUAUUCUGAUUGUCAUUAAUAUAUUGAGCAUAAUGAUUCCAUUAAUCUCUCCUGUGUUCGAUGUGUAUGUCGUAUGUUCUGUUUUUAAUGUUUUUACAUAAUAGAAAACGCAAUGUAAAGAACUGAAGUGCAUAUUAAUGGAUAAAACUAAGUAUAUAACCGAGUAGUUUUAUUUCUUUACUGUAUGUAUACAAUAUAAUGUUAAGAUUAUUAUAUGAAGUACAAUUCAAUUUGCUGUAUGAAUGAGCGAGAUUACAGUUGUUUGUCAUGAAUGAAUCUGUGUUUUCGGAUGUAUGAUAAUUUUGCAUAAAAACAUGACAAAAUUU